Naumovozyma dairenensis CBS 421 is the source of this 636-nucleotide messenger RNA. It is a transcript of the gene SNT309, whose product is annotated as Snt309p. Bases 1 to 636 code for a protein of 211 amino acids. The transcript has a single exon. Lineage: Eukaryota; Fungi; Ascomycota; Saccharomycetes; Saccharomycetales; Saccharomycetaceae. The record is from RefSeq and is a predicted model, not a curated record.
AUGGAUUAUUUACCAUUCAUUGAUUCAGAAGAUUAUGAUGCUGAUUCCAUAUCUCAAGUUGAAAAGGAAAUCAAGAGGGAAUAUGCUCAAAUAGAAAAGGAUAAGGACGAAGAUACGAAUUUACAUCCAGAAGUCAUAAAAUUAUUGAAUUUAUGGAAGGUACCGACGACGACUAGUCAUUUUGAUACAGAAUUAUUGGAUGAAUAUAUGAAUCCCAGGAAGAGGAAGUUUGAUGAAAACGAAGAUGGAGAUGAAGAUGAAGAUGCACUGGAGGAAAGAAUCCUUGAGAUAUGUUCCAAGAAAUAUCCUAGGAUAGAUUUAUCACGAUAUUUUCUGAAUAGUGAUGAUGAGGAAUCACUUUGUAUAACGCAUGCUUACAUUGAACAUCAAGAGGUACUUUUGAAGGAUUGCCUAUCGAAGACUUUGACUAAUCAAUGGGCCAUCAAUAAUGAAUUCAUAAAGGAAUCUAAUGCUAACCUUAACUUGAUUUUGGAAAAGGAAAAUAAAAAUCUGGUGGAUUUAAUGAAAUAUAGAGAAAACGCUCAAUUGAAAAAUAAACCAAUUUUUGAUAAAUUAAAGCAGAAAUGGAAAGAUAAUUUGAUACAGAAUGUUUUAGGGACUGCUCCUUCUGAUUGA